CUUUUUGUAUGUGCUUGAACAAUUAGGAUUGAUAGAUAUGAAAUAUUUUCAGCAUCGCUCAGCUGGAUCAUUCAGAGAAAUAUUCUUAGCGCUGGGGUAUCAAAUUAAAUCACAAGUGGCAGAGAAGUGCAGAAAAGCAAAUUGGUUUGGAUUACUGUGUGAUGAAGUUUGCGACAUUUCUAAUCAAGAACAGUUGCUAACUUUCAUUAAGUAUGUUGACCCACAAACCAAUAAAGCUACAACAGAUUUUCUGUCUGCAAAUGACCUGUUUCAGAAUUCACAGUCAGCAGAUGCCAAUACCAUUUGGACUGUUCUCAAUAAACAACUUGAAGAUAGCAAAUUGGAAAAAUCUAAGCUUGCAAGCUUCGCAAGUGAUGGAGCAUCUGUGAUGACAGGAAAGAAGAAUGGCGUGGCAGCUAAACUUCGCUCAGAUAACAAGCCUCUUAUAAAUGUUCACUGCAUUGCCCAUCGAUUAGCUUUGGCUUGUGGCGAUGCAAGCAAUUCUGUUUCAUACAUACUAACAAUGGAGAAAAUUCUCAUACAACUUUGGUCCCUUUUCAAAAACUCGCCGAAAAAAGCUGCAAAAUAUGCAAAGGCUGUAAUGCAUGCAAGUGAACUUGGAGUCACUAAUGCUAUGACCAGACGUGGAAAGAAGAAACUAAGUAAGCGUUUUCACAAAGCCUGCAGGACCCGUUGGAAUCGCUACUCCAUAUUUCCAUCAACGGUCCAGAAGUAAAAGAUUCAACAGCAUUAAUCGAUUCUACUCUGAAGCAGUGGCUCGCAAAACCAAGGCGAAAGAUGUCCAUUGCAAAUAAACGACCAUCUAACGCAGAAGGGAGGGCACAUUGUGUAGAUGUGUCCAUACAGGAUGGUUCUUCUGACACUGUCAAUGUUCAUGAUCAGGAAAUGGAAGAUGAAUCGUUAUGUGAACAAGAAGAGUUUGAAGACAACGCUGGAAUGAUGGGGACUGAGGAAGAGGUGGAUGCUGCUGCCAACUUAUUUAAAUUACCAGCAGUAGAUCUGGAAGAAUACGACACCGACAGUGACGUCGAGGACAGUACUGAUAAUGAUUACGAUAGUUCAGAUUAACUUGUUAUUCAGAUUAAUUCAAAUUUUAGUUCAGAAAAGAAUUAUAAACAUUGUCAAAAGUUAAAUUUACAUUAAACACUUUUCAUCAAAUUGUUUUUUUUCUAUCAUAAGAUGAAAUCUACAAUGUUGCAUCUUUAUCCAUUGUAUUUGCAAGCAGCGUUUCUACCGAAAAUAGCCUUUCGCACACCCUCAGAAAAUCUCUACUUUUGUUCUUCAUGUAGAAACCUGCUAAUUUCUAAACAAGAAACUGUAACUUUUUAGACAAAAAAGUUUGUUUUCUGACCAUUGCAAUUCUACGAGAAUUUUCGCCAGAACGCAGGAAAUGGCAUUUCAGAGACUUUAGAUUUCAAAAUUUUCCUAUCAUUUACAAUUAGGCGGUUGUACAGAAAAUUCAUGAAAACCCUGCAGAUGGCAGGUAUUCCUCUGUAGUUUCCACCUAUAUAAAACAACAAAUUGAAAAUAAUCAGAGAAACUGCAUAUACCAUACUGAUGCUUAGUUCAAUCAAUUGAAAUAUGCAUAUGUACCUUCCCAUACAGUUUGUCGAACUGUUUGUAUUUCUCUCCUGCUGGCAUACGAUCUGGCAGAUGGUGGACAUCUUUGAGAAGAUUUCCUCUGGCAGACGAGGAGCUUUACAUACAUUACAUGUAGACUUGCCGCACUUCAGAAUACUGAACAUGUACUGUUGAACUUUGCAAUGGCUUUCCAAGAACAAUUUCAGCUCUUCCUUUGUCUUGAUAUCCUUUUUGGUGCGUGUUUCCUUCGUCAAGGAGUUGUCUAUCUGUAGAGAAAAAUAAUUUUGCUGAACGAUGUUUUUAUACCAUCAAAGUUAAUGAUUUUGUUAUAUUAUUUAGAACACUCACCUUCAAUACAUUUUCCCAUAAGGAAUCAAUUUCUGCCUCUGAAGCAGGAUCAUGGGUCUCGAAGUGAUUAUCCUUCAACUUUAGCCUCUGUAUCAUGGAAGACAUUAGACCCUUUGUAGAAUUUAUAGAACCAAUAACCUCUUCUUGGAUCUCUGGAAUUUUGGACGCAAGGGCACGGAUAGACUUCAAGUUGUUGCAACAUUUGAGCUCAUCCUCGUGUGCAACAACUUCACGCAUGAUGCCAACUCCCUGCAAAGCGAGGUUAAUAAUGCUCAUGAUCCUCUCGACCGGAUUUUUCCAACUAUGUUGCGGUGGUGUUCGCACAGCACAGAUGAAAUCUAAAUCCAAGUCCAAGAAUAUUGCCAUGAGAGAUAGCUGAACUGAAAGGUAUGUAAGGCGGUGAUCAGGACCACCAUCUGUGUAGAUGACAAGAAUAGGCGUAACUGGACCCAGACGUUUCAAGGUUUGCUGGAGUUCAGUCAUAUGGUGAAUAGGAGAAGAUGGCUGAAACACAUUUUCUUUCAGUAUCACAAAUACUCUUCCCCAAUAGAAACUCUCUUCGAUGGUUUCUGGUACAUCAAUCGCCAAAGAUACGCAAGGUGUAAGGCUCAGAUGUGUAAAAUUGUGAUCAGCCACAGCAAAUUUCUUUGACAUGGAAACAAUGACGCUCUUUCCUCUCUCUACUGAAGCAACAGGGGUACCCAGGCUCUCCAACCUUCACUGUAUGCUUGUCGUCCAGACUCAUAAAUGACACAUGGUCACGGAAUUUCAGCGCAAAUUCCCUUUCAUAACGGAAUAAAGCGGAGGCAUAAUGGGCAUCUGCAUGGUGUGCGCGGACCUGGCGUGCUUGUACCAUAAACUUUACUUUCAGUUUACCAGUGUAUCUGCUAGUAGUUUUUGCACAAGGCCGCCUUGGCCAGAAUUGUAUUCUCAACCACUGGAUGCUUGGGAUUGGUGUACCUUCACGACACUUUUUCACCACUUCUUCGUGCAAGUCUCGCACACUAUGGGCAGCGAGUUAUAACAUCUCCUUCUGCAACAGUAUCGUGAUGCUUUUCAUCAACAGCUGUUUCAUGGGUAGAGGAAAUGUAUGACUGGCAUUGCUCUAGAAAAACUGAAUAGUGUUCAUGCCGACCAUCAUUUUGACUGCGUAAAUCCCACAUCAGGUCUGUGUCUUCUUCAUCUAGGAUUCUGUUGAUUCUUUCAUUAACCUCGGCUUGUUUUCUUGUCUCAGGUGCAGAGGCAUCACCGGUUAGCCUAGGUAGGCCUCACAAGAAACGCAGCUUUACAGUUGGUAGCUCUACCAAAGCAAUCGGUGAACUCUUUUCGAAGUGCCCUGCUAUGGUACUUGGGAAGAUCUUUGAAAAUGGUUUUAGAAAUUGUGUGCACCUCAUUUAACAGUUUCCCCUGUUCGAUAAACUCAGACACUCGCCACAAGAAAUGAAGGUUUGCUGGACCACUAUCCGAGUGAGUGUAUAGAAUAGCCUUGCAUGGAACCUUCAUUUUAUGAACAAACUCAUAACGACGGCAACGAUCAGCUGCAGCAAAGUCAUUCACACAAAUUGGUUCAUCGUCCUUGCACUUUAAUAGAGCAUCAUACAUAGGCUGAUAAAUGGCGGUAAGAUUGGGUUCAAUUGGAUUGGUUUUGUAUAGCACUUUGAAAUGUUCUUUCUCAGUUGGACUAAAAUUCAGUCUGGCAUGACCCUCUUUCACCUUGAAAAGUUAAAAGGUUUUCUAAUAGAUCAUAUUACUGUUGUUUUGCAUUAAAUAAAUGCAUAAAUUUUGCUUCAUGCAACUUGCAUGAGCAGUAAUUGUGACAGUUGUGCUAUUUUAAAUUCCCAGGCGCCUAAAAUCUUUUGUCUUUAAAACAAUGUCGAUUUCUCGGGAAAUUCCAAGGUUGCAUUUUUUUUUUAUACACCCUAUAUAUGCAUGAACACCAGCAUUCUCCAAAAAUAAUUAUCAAGGCCAUUUGUUUAUUAAUGUACAAGCAUACAUUAAAUUAAUUAGUCAAUAAAAUUAAACACCCAAGUAGUGUCCAAGGACAAAGUGUGGAAUGCUUCAAGAAUAGAAUUGCAAGAAAAUAAAACAUUUUUCAUAUCCAUUCUUUCUCUUGCCAAGAGUUUCUCAAAUGAGAGUUUCUUUAACAACACCGAGAAUUCCUUUGACAACACCGAGCCAGCUAGUUUGUCCCUGUUAAUAACUGGGUCAACAUGCCUCAAGUAACUAGCCUCUUUGAAAGAAGGAAAAUUGGCUCAGGGACCGUGGAAGUGGGGGUUGGGGGGCUAAAGCCCCCCCCCCCCUCCCAAUAAUUUUUGUGACCAUAUUGUAUGUUUAUGAACAUGCCUUUUUGUGAUUUGAUUCUGAACUUGGCACUGUAGCCCCAAUCUAAAAAUUGUUCUGUUGUCCCUGAUUUGUGAACAAAGUGUUAUUUAUUAAUACAUAUUGAUUUUUAUUGUCUUUUAAAAUUCAUAUUAAAUGAUUAAAUGGAUUUGAAAUGAAAAUUUACCCUUUUUGCCUGACUGGUCAAAUAGGCACUAUAUUUUUGAGACUCUCAGCCAGACCUACAACUGCAGCAACGACAGCCUUCCAACGAUCUUUCUUCAGGUAGGAUGCCAUGGCCAAAUUGAAAAGUGCUGAACUGUGGGCUUUGAUGUCACCAUUUUUAAGAAAGGACUCGUCAAUCUUUCGCUUUUUCUGCUUCUCAGGAAAUCGAUAGUUGCAGAACUGCUGGAGAACAACAGGUAUAGAACAGCCUCUUGUGCUCAUGGUGUCCUGGAUUCUAUCUAUGUACCACAGUGCAUCAGUAAGUGUAUUAACAAAUGGUAAACCAAGUGACUUCACACAAUCGUCUGACCAGCCCAACGACAUCCCUUUCAACAACUUCAGAAUAUCAUUCUUGAGCUUGUUUUUGCCCUGGUGAUGGGUUUCGUCAGGUAGAAAAGAUGACAUUGUUGUGCUACGCAUACGAGCAGCAGUCAUCAGAAAAUGGUUUACACUCACAGUUGCACUUUCAUCAUUUAAUAUCAUGUCAUUCUGCUGUUCUUGAGCCAAAACAAAUUUGAUAAAUGGUCCCAAGUGUUGAACCACAUCGCUUAUUUUCGAGGUUGGCGAAACUUUUGUCAAAUUCAGUUUAGAAUUACCUGCCAACACUUUGACGAAUACAAGCGUCAUCAAACACUGGCUCAUUGUCGAACGUUCCUUUCGAAAAUGCGUCGUAAAAGUCUGCUAAACACAUCAUUCUCCACUGAGCAGCCAUACCACUCUUUCACCGACGUGCUACAACCCUCUUGAAUUAUUGUGGCAACCACAAAUGGCAUUUCAUAAAUUUUAUUUGCAUAUAUUUAUUAAUACAACUUGAAGAAAAUCAACAUAUUUGAAUAUUCACAACAUGGCGUGUGAGCCGAUGUAUAUAGCGCAUGCGCUAAGGCGAAACAUUGCCUCUGGGUACCAGCCUUCUAGCAGAUUAACGAAUCGUGAGGGACGAAAAUCGCGAAAGUUCAACGUUUUCUGACUGUUUUUAUGGUCGAUAAAGGUGUUUUUUUUUUUAAAUAAAAAAUUUUAAAAAAUUCUGAGCAGGUCCUUUUUG
Molecule: messenger RNA, 5536 nt
Organism: Paramuricea clavata
Lineage: Eukaryota; Metazoa; Cnidaria; Anthozoa; Malacalcyonacea; Plexauridae
Source: the annotation of a GenBank genome assembly